AUGACCGCCCCCGAAGCGCCAUGGCGAGCUGCCUUCAUGUCCCACAUCCAGCAGGCCGGCACCGCGACCUUCACCCUGAGCACGCUCCAUCCGCUCGAAGGCAACCAGUUCGUGCCCCGGGCCAGGACCGUUAUCUUUCGCGGCAUGUGGGCGUCCCUGCCGGAGAACCACAGAAACCCGGCGCCGCUCAACCCGGCCGCCUUCACCAGCGACAUGCCGACCAUCACGACGGAUGUGCGCAUGGAGAAGGUGCCGGAGCUGCUAGCCAGCAGACAGGGGCCGUCUGCAUUGCCCGAGGCACAGUCUGCCGCUGGAGGCCCCGUCGAGGCCGUCUUCUGGAUGGAACAGGCCAAGGUGCAAUGGCGGAUCCGCGGCCGGGCCUACAUCAUCGGGCCGGACAUUGACUCGGAGGCUGCCGCGCCCGUGAGAGCUGCUCUGCAGCCCUGGAUGCGGGUGCUCGACGAGAGGAAGAAGGAUGGCUGGAGUUGGAGCAGAGAACUCACCGCCAGCUUUGGCAACCUGAGUCCCUUGAUGAGAGGUUCCUUUCGAAAUCCGCUGCCCGGCACGCCGCUGACGCAGAAGCCGGAGCCCGGGCAGGGACUGGGUCAGGAAGUGGACGACGUCAAUGACGAGCUGGCGCGGAAGAACUUUCGGGUGCUGGUCAUUAUGCCUGAGGAGAUUGACCAGAUAGACUUGUCGGACCCGAAGAAGGGACGGAGAUGGAACCACAAGGUUGAGGCGUCUGAGUCUGACAUUUCGUGGAAGACGACGGAAGUAUGGCCCUGA
Messenger RNA from Trichoderma reesei QM6a, 786 nucleotides. RefSeq lists its product as uncharacterized. Gene Ontology annotation, molecular function: FMN binding. The transcript has a single exon. The coding region runs from base 1 to 786 and encodes 261 amino acids. NCBI's taxonomy places the organism in Eukaryota, Fungi, Ascomycota, Sordariomycetes, Hypocreales, Hypocreaceae. The record is from RefSeq and is a predicted model, not a curated record.